Molecule: messenger RNA, 387 nt
Organism: Anopheles marshallii
Lineage: Eukaryota; Metazoa; Arthropoda; Insecta; Diptera; Culicidae
Product: glycine, alanine and asparagine-rich protein-like
Exons: 2
Coding region: 1-387 (128 amino acids)
Source: RefSeq, a predicted model, not a curated record
AUGAAAGCAAUGGUGUGUGCUCUUGCCCUGGCCGCCGUCCUGGCCGUUGCCAAUUGUGCUCCGUACCAAAUUGCGUACCUGAUCCCGGUCGAUGCCCCGGUGGCCCGUGUCGCUCGUGCCGCACAGUUCAGCGGCAGUGCAGCUAACGCCGGCGCUCAGUCAUUCAACGCGGGUGGUUUCCCCGGCUUCGGUGGAUUCUCUGGCUCGGCCGCUAACGCUGCCUCGCAGUCGUUCACCUCCGGCGGUGGAUUCCCCGGCCAUGGUGGCUUCUCGGGCUCUGCUGCCUCGGCCGGCGCUCAGUCCUUCUCGGGCGGUUCCGGAUUCCCAGGAUUCGGUGGAUUCAGCGGCUCGGCAGCCAACGCCGGUGCUCAGUCGUUCAGCGGUUAA